Molecule: messenger RNA, 4587 nt
Organism: Kazachstania africana CBS 2517
Lineage: Eukaryota; Fungi; Ascomycota; Saccharomycetes; Saccharomycetales; Saccharomycetaceae
Gene: KOG1
Product: ubiquitin-binding TORC1 subunit KOG1
Exons: 1
Coding region: 1-4587 (1528 amino acids)
Biological process (GO): positive regulation of cell growth; positive regulation of protein serine/threonine kinase activity; TOR signaling
Cellular component (GO): cytoplasm; TORC1 complex
Molecular function (GO): protein-macromolecule adaptor activity; protein binding
Source: RefSeq, a predicted model, not a curated record
AUGCAGGUUUUUUAUGGACCACAGCCCCUGAAGCCGUUAAACACUGAAAUGAGACAUGGUUUUGAUGAACAGUACAAAGAUGAACAGUUUCUUCAAUCCUUGGCUAAUGAAUUUAUAUUCUAUUUCGAUGAUAAAAAACAUCUAACAAGUGGUAAUCCUAUCCCAGAAGAAGUAAAAGCUGAAGACAGGGACCGUUAUUAUCAGCCAAUACUGGAUUGGAAAAUUACAAAAGAUCGUCAAAAGACUGUCAGCGCAGCAUUGCUGCUGUGUCUAAAUCUCGGUGUUGAUCCUCCGGAUGUUAUCAAGACACAUCCCUGUGCUAGAAUGGAGGCCUGGGUAGACCCAUUGAAUUUCCAAGAUUCCAAAAAAGCCAUUGAACAAAUAGGGAAGAAUUUACAAUCUCAAUACGAAACCUUAUCAUUGAGGACACGUUAUAAACAAAGUUUGGAUCCUUGCGUGGAAGAUGUUAAGAGGUUUUGUAACUCCUUGAGGAGGACAUCUAGGGACGAUCAGAUAUUAUUUCACUAUAAUGGUCAUGGUGUCCCUCGUCCCACCUCUUCAGGUGAAAUUUGGGUCUUUAAUAGGGGCUAUACACAAUAUAUUCCCGUGUCACUAUAUGAUCUACAAACAUGGUUAGGAGCACCUUGCAUUUUUGUUUAUGACUGUAAUAACGCUGGAAAUAUUGUUACUAAUUUCAAAAAAUUUGUGAACAAGCGUAUCAUAGAUGAUGAAGAAGGAAAUCAUGACGCGGCAGCAUCCUCACCGACUUCUGCAUAUAAAGAUUGCUAUCAACUUGCAUCAUGUGGCGCAGACGAGCUAUUACUCAUGAGUCCCGAAUUACCCGCAGAUCUCUUCACUUGUUGUUUAACCUGUCCCAUAGAGAUAAGUGUCAGAGUCUUCCUGCUACAAUCACCUUUAAAAGAUACGAAGUACAAGAUUUUUUUCGAGGCUCCUAAUCCUUCUGGACGUUCUUCGAAAGACUCCAUGAGAAACAAGAUUCCAAAUGUUCAUAUUCCCGGUACACUUUCUGAUAGAAGAACUCCGCUUGGUGAACUAAAUUGGAUUUUUACAGCAAUUACUGAUACAAUAGCAUGGACUUCACUACCUAGACCACUAUUCAAAAAGUUAUUUAGACAUGACCUUAUGAUCGCUGCGUUAUUUCGUAACUUCUUGUUGGCAAAGAGGAUUAUACCAUGGUAUAAUUGCCACCCAAUAUCCGACCCAGAGUUACCAGACAGCAUAGCAACACAUCCUAUGUGGAAGUCCUGGGAUUUGGCCAUCGAUGAAGUUUUGGACAAAAUUAUUUAUGAUCUAAAAAACUCACCUCAAACAUCUGAAUUAGAGGCGCAGAUGAUUCUUCGACAACAAGAAAGCUUUCAAUCGAAAUUUGCUCAACAGGAACAGCAUGAUACUAAUAAGCAAGAAAGUGUGCAUGCACAGUCAAGAUUCGCCGUUGGUAAUUUGAGUACCAUGUCCCUAGCAACUCAUCCCGCAUUGCAAACUAGAAAAUCUCAAGUAGGUUUACGAACUGUACAACAAUCAGCCCAACAACAGUUUACAGGAUUUUUUGAACAAAAUCUAACAGCAUUUGAGCUAUGGCUGAAGUAUGCUUCUAACGUUAGAAACCCGCCUGAACAGCUGCCUAUUGUUCUUCAAGUGUUGCUUUCUCAGGCUCAUCGUAUAAGGGCUCUUGUGCUGCUCUCCAGAUUCUUAGAUUUAGGACCGUGGGGUGUUUAUCUUUCGCUUUCCAUCGGUAUAUUUCCCUACGUUUUGAAGUUAUUACAAAGUCCUGCUCCGGAGUUGAAGCCUAUUUUAGUUUUCAUAUGGGCACGGAUAAUGUCUAUUGACUAUAAAAAUACUCAGGCAGAUUUGAUAAAGGAAAGGGGCUACAUGUACUUCAUUCAUGUAAUUGUACCGCAGUUUGGUAUGAGCGCCUCUUCUUCGUUAGACAACAGUGUACCCUUUUCACCACUUUCUUCCAAUGCUCCGCAAAAUGGAAGACUAUACAUUAAUGACCAGCAGUUCAACGGAACAGCUACUCCGAAUACUCCACCAUAUAAUCAUCACAUUAACGAUACCACGGAUGAGCAGAAGGCCAUGGCUGUAUUUGUGCUGGCUUCGUUCGUAAGGGAUUUUGCUCUGGGUCAAAAAUAUACUUUUCAUUUAGAAUUGGUCCAAAAACUUUGCACAUAUAGUACUAGCUCAGAGGUGCCUCUUUUGAGACAAUGGAGCGCCAUUUUACUUGGUCUACUUUUCGUACAAAAUCCACUUCAUAAAUCUAUAUCAAUGAAAACGGGUGUAUUAGACACUUUGUUAAACUGCAUACGCGAUCCUGUUCCUGAAGUUAGGACAGCAGCUUUAUUGUCCCUUAACUUUUUCAUUUCUACUGUAGAUGAUAAUGACUUUAUAGGCAAUUUGCAGCAGGAAUACGAACAACAGUUUCAACAAUUACAAUAUCAGGCACAACAAAUACAAACUAAUAUUCAUCAGAAACAAAAUCAUCAGCAACAACAGCAUUUUGAAAUCCAGUUGUCAAAAAUAGAAAAGCAACUAAGCAUCUGUCAGUACAUGCAGUCCGAGCUUGAACUUAUUGAAAUUAAAAAACUCAAAUCUCAAGAGAUAACUAAUUUAAUAGCAGUUUUGGGACUUAUCAAUGAUGGUUCACCGCUUGUUAGGAAAGAAGCCAUUGUAUAUUUUUCACAGGUUGUUGAGCGCUAUAUUACGUUUUUUAUUGUUGUUGCAUUCAAUGAGCUGACCCUAGAUAUUGCCCAACUAGAAGGGCUUGAUCCAGAAAGCAUGAUUUUUGCAGAUAAACAUCCUAUCAGUCAUGGUUCAGUGUUUAAUACUGUUUGGAAGGCGCUGCUAAUACUUGCGGGAGAUCCAUAUCUAGAAAAUAGAAGGAAGGCCGAGCAGGUUAUAGACUACAUUCUUGCUGAACUAAGCGCACAUAAGGAUUUGGAGGUACCUUUUUCCAAACUAGAACAUUACCUGAUGAAAAGAAGUGCAAAAGGCAGUACAAAUAAUAAGAUGGGUUUCAGUGUCAAUCCUUCGAAGACGCAGGUUAAAUCUUUUACGCCUUCGAUCAAUGGCACUUUCGAUAAAAACUCAAAAUACAAUCAAAACAUGCCCGAUACUGAGAAUACGCUACAUAAUAGCACAUCUUUGGGUAGACUGUUCAAAUCAUUUCGUAUUGGCGAUAUGACAUCAGAUAAUGAGGAUAAUGUGUCCAUAUUAAGCAAUAAUGAGAAAAAAGGCAUAUCUUUAUUAAGUGUUUCACAUGGUACAUCUCCUGUACCACGCACACCCAGGUACAAAGAACCUAGGCUUCCUUUGACGUUUCCUCUAAAAAGCUCUUUUCUUGACUAUGCCAGUGAAUACUUUCAGGAGCCUCAAAUGAGAAAGCAAGAAGCAGAUGAGGUAGGAAGUUUGGAAUAUAACGCCAAAUUGUGGCGCAGAAAUAGAAAUGAUGUUAUUAUAAGGGAAACCCAAAGUCAAAAGACGCUAGCACUAUACGGAGACUGGUCCAAAAAAUUCUCUACCUUAGACAACAAAUCUCAGCCAAAAGUCAUGAACUUUAAUCAAUUUGAGGACCAAUUGGUUGUUGGUGAUGAUAAAGAUAAUAUAUCGGUAUUUGACAUAGAAAAAAAAUUGAUGAUAUCCAGAUUUUCUAACGGUAAUCCUUUUGGUACAAAAAUUACCGAUAUCAAAUUCAUCAAUGAAGAUGAUAUUGGUCUACUUAUGUGUGGCUCUUCAGAUGGUAUUAUCAAAAUCUAUAGGAGCUAUUCUUCCAGUGAAGACGUCGAAAUGAUUUCUGCCUGGAGAGGUCUGACAGAAAUGUUACUGACGCCAAGGUCAAGCGGUCUAAUAACCAACUGGCAACAAAUACGAGGGUCCCUUUUAACCACAGGUGAUGUAAAAAUUAUAAGGGUUUGGGACGCACAUACUGAAAGUAUUGAACUGGAUAUUCCUGCAAAAAGCUCCUCUCUGAUUACUUCAUUGACAUCUGACCAACUGGUGGGCAAUAUUUUCGUUGCCGGGUUUGCCGACGGUUCUUUGAGAGUUUAUGACCGACGUAUGGAGGCUAGAGAUGCCGUGGUUCGUCGUUGGAGGUCUACUGGAAAUAAUGGGGCCUUCAUUAACAAUGUACAAAUGCAAAGAGGCGGAUAUAGGGAACUGGUAAGCGGUACUUCGAAAGGUGUAGUUGACCUAUGGGAUAUCAGGUCUCAACACCCCGUAAAUACCUUCUACGACGAAAACUAUCAGCAGACAGGAGAUCAAAGAAGAACUACAACUAUGACCAGUAUGCAACUGCAUGAACAUGCCCCGAUACUUGCUACAGGUACUAGGCAGAUAAAAAUAUGGACAACUUCUGGUGAUUUAUUAUCUCGAUUUAAAAACUCACAUGGUCUUAUGGGCAGUAGUGUAGCAAGUACAUUUGCUGCCACAGGGAUAACAUCUUACUCCUCAAACUCCUUUAUUUCUAGCAUGGCAUUUCACCCUCAUAGAAUGAUUUUAGCAGCGGCAAGUUCACACGAUUCAAACAUCAAUGUUUAUAAGUGUGUGGACAGUGAGCUUGACUUUUACUGA